Molecule: messenger RNA, 768 nt
Organism: Hydra vulgaris (swiftwater hydra)
Lineage: Eukaryota; Metazoa; Cnidaria; Hydrozoa; Anthoathecata; Hydridae
Source: RefSeq, a predicted model, not a curated record
AUGGCUGCUGCUCAGUUAGAUACCCCAUGCCUAAUAGGUACUGGAGAAACUCUGGACUUUAAACUAGGUAGUUUUGAUUGUACGAUCACAGAUCCAAAUGAAAUAGCAAAUACUUUAAAUGAUCAUUUUCAAGAUGUAUUCACAAAAAGCGAUGUUACCAAAGUACCAAAAUUCGAAAAGCAUACAAACAAUAUAUGCGGCACACCUUUAUUUGAUUUCAAUUUGGAUUACAAUAUAUUAGUGAAGUUGGAUCCAAAUAAAUCUGUUAGCCCAGACGGAGUAAGUCCAUUUGUAUUAAAAAAUUGUGCUUUUGUUCUAGCAACACCUUUAAGUUAUAUAUUCACACUUUUGAUAGAAUCAGGUAUUUGUCCAAUUGAUUGGAAAUCUGCACACAUAGCACCUUUAUAUAAAAAACGUAGCAAAUUAAUUACAAGCAAUUAUCGUCCAAUUUCUUUGACGUCAGUUGUUAGUAAAGUUAUGGAAAAAAAUGUCAAAGACAGUAUGGUCCAACACUUAAUACAAAAUCACUUAAUUUCAACUAAUCAACAUGGUUUUGUGCACAACAAAUCAUGUACAACUAAUUUAAUUGAAACAAUGGACUUCAUUACCUAUUCAUUACCUAAAGGAAAUGCGGUUGAUGUAGUAUUCGUGGAUUUUGCCAAAGAUUUCGUUGUUGUUCCGCAUAGAUAUUUAAUUCACAAGUUGUCGAAUUAUGAAAUUAUUGUUCACACUUUAAAGUGGCUUGAAUUUUUUAUAAAAAAUCGUUGA